This is a messenger RNA of Bipolaris victoriae FI3, 870 nucleotides long. RefSeq lists its product as hypothetical. The transcript has 3 exons. The record is from RefSeq and is a predicted model, not a curated record. Gene Ontology annotation, cellular component: membrane; oligosaccharyltransferase complex. Gene Ontology annotation, biological process: protein N-linked glycosylation. Bases 1 to 870 code for a protein of 289 amino acids. Lineage: Eukaryota; Fungi; Ascomycota; Dothideomycetes; Pleosporales; Pleosporaceae.
AUGAGGGUUUUGCACAGCUUUGUUUCUUCAAUACUCCUCUCGAGUGCAGCGAUUGUAUCUGCUGCUUCCUCGUGGAGCUUUGAAGAUGCUACUGUUUCGGUUACAAGCAAAGGUGCUGGUGUAGGCGGAGGUUCCAAGGACAGCCUGAGCCCUUCGAAGCCGCUCGGAAAGUCUGUCUCACUGGGCGCGACCGACACAUUGAAACUCGUCCUUACCACAGUCGAUGGAGGCACUGCGAAGCGUCCACACCAAGCAUACUUGACUCUGACCGACCCUGUCACUGGCGUAGAAGACUCGUUUGUGUUUAGUGUGAAGGAUAGUGGAAAGGGCAAAGUCGACCUGUCUCACAAGGAUUUACCCCAUCAAUUCUUGACAGCCGAGAAACCAAUUGCUGCUUCCAUUGUCAUUGGAUCGUUCGGCUCAUCCAAGCCGUACAAGAGCAAGAUGUUUGACCUCAACGUCACUCGCGACACCAGCAUUCCUCUAAGCGUCCCCAACCCGCCAGUACGCUACGCCGCCGAGCCCGAGAUUCACCACAUCUUCCGCAGCGAUCCCAAGUCUCCACCAAAGGUCAUAACUCUUGUGUUCGCGGCUGCUGUUGCUGCUGCGCUGCCCAUCCUGCUUGGAGCAUGGGCUACCUUGGGCGCAAAUGUUAGCCAUCUGGGCAAGGCCCUCGGUAACGCCCCUGUAUCACAUGCCCUUUUCUACGGUUCUAUACUGGCUAUGGAGGGUAUCUUCUUCUUGUACUACACGACUUGGAACCUUUUCCAAACCCUGCCAGCUGCCGCUGCCGUUGGAAUCGUUGCCUUUUUGAGCGGCAGCCGAGCCCUGUCCGAGGUUCAGGAGCGCCGACUGGCUGGCUUGAGAUAG